AGCAGAGACACUGGAUGUUUUGUUUACUUUCUCCAGCCAGGCUGUUUCUCUUCCUUGUAGCCUGUGCUAACCUAAAUUCUUGCUGACAGCAGUGAUACCGGCCGAAAGUGUCAGCUGACAACACUAUUACCACGUUAACUUCGGAGUUAGCCGACAAAAUAGUCAAGCUAAUUUAACAUUUUUUUUAUUUUUGCCGGCCUGGCCGUUAGAUUUCAAUAUUUUAGGGUUUAACCACAUGGUGGAAAUCGGGCUGUUUGCACGUAACGUUCAUUUUUUGGGACUAAACCGCGCAGAUUUAACAAAGAACGUAAACCUCUGAAGAGUUUGUUUAGAUGGUGACCAGCUAGUCUUGGAGCUAGCAGGUCCCGCAGGAGUUUAGCCACACAAAAAAAGCAGCGGACGCCUUGAAUGGGAAGCUUUUAAUUAAACUCACGCCGAAGUUUCAGACUCACUCUCGGCACCCGUCUACUUCCACCGAGGUAAAUGCCGUCCGAAUGGCAAAAACGGAGCCGGGAAACGGACUGGAACAUGUCGCCAGCGCGGAGAAGCUGACGGAGAGCAACGGGAAGGGCGGCUCGAACGGACCGGAGGCAAACGGCUCCAUCCCCGGGGAGAGUCAGGUGGACAGGUACGGCUUCACCGGAGGAUCCCAGCAGUCCGCCGGAGAGCUCGCGGAAGAAGUCCCGAUCGGCGUGCUGAGGCAACGGGAAGCUAAAUGGCUGGAGAUGCUGAACAGCUGGGACAAGUGGAUGGCCAAGAAACACAACAAGGUGAAAGAGCGCUGUCAGAAGGGGAUCCCUCCGUCGUUACGGGGCCGAGCCUGGCUCUACCUCACUGGGGCCAAAGUAAAAAGGGAGCAAAACAAGGGCAGGUUUGAGGAACUGGACAACCAGCCAGGAGAUCCUAAAUGGGUUGACGUCAUUGAGAGGGACCUCCAUCGACAGUUUCCUUUCCACGAAAUGUUUGCAGCCAGAGGAGGUCAUGGGCAGCAGGAUCUGUUUCGCGUGCUGAAAGCUUACACUCUUCAUCGACCUGACGAAGGUUACUGUCAGGCUCAGGCGCCUGUCGCCGCCGUCCUCCUGAUGCACAUGCCAGCCGAGGAUGCCUUCUGGGUUCUGGUCCAGAUCUGUGAAAAAUACCUUCCUGGAUACUACAGCACCGGGCUGGAGGCGAUCCAGCUGGACGGGGAGAUCCUGUAUGCUCUGCUGCGGCGGGUGUCCGCUGUGGCUCACCGCCACUUAAAGAAGCACAAAGUGGAGCCCAUCCUGUACAUGACCGAGUGGUUCAUGUGCGCCUUCUCCCGGACUCUGCCCUGGUCGUCCGUGCUGCGGGUCUGGGACAUGUUUCUCUGUGAGGGAGUGAAGAUCCUCUUCAGAGUGGGCCUGGCUCUCCUGAAGUGCUUGUUAGGAACGCAGGAAAAAGUGAAGUCCUGCCAAGGUUUAUACGAGACGGUUGAGCUGCUGAAAAAGAUUCGUCCAGAGUACAUGCGUGAAGCCUUCCUGGUGCAGGAGAUCAUAGACCUACAAGUCUCUGAGAAGGACAUUGAGAAGGAACACCAAGCUCAGCUGCGGCGCUGGAAGGAGACUCACGGAGAUCUAAGCUGCAACUCCCCUCCGAGGAUGCACGGCGCAAAGGCCAUCAUGGCUGCCGAGCCACCGAGCCGUCAGGAGCUGAGGCAGAGACCCACCAUCGUUGUCGAGUCUCCUUCGGCGUCAAAAACGCAGGCGGCGUCAGAAGGCGAAGCAAAGGGAAGCAUGAAGCCCACGAAGGAAAACGGCCAUGCAGCCGUGCUCCCAGUUGCGGACCCUAAUGAUGCAUCGCAAGCGCUUAACCACAUGACCGUCCAGGGGUCCAAAGAGAGUGUGAGCAGCGGCGAGCAGGACACGUACCUUUAACCAGGCGAGGGUUACACCAGUUUAUGCCACACUGCUCUCUUCCUGCAGCGACACUCGUCAGAUUUCCGUCACUGUCUUUAGUGACACGGUAAACAAUAAAAUCUGCACAUUUUCAACAUAUUUGAAGCCUCAAACCGGACUUCUUAGGUGUUCUGACUCCUAUUUGGACUUCACGCUAUUUCACCCGACUAAGCAGAUGCAUCCAGGAAACUCUCAGACUGGUCGUUUUCAUGGACGAUGGAUUUAGAUGCGUCAUUACUCUAUUCUGAAUCAGAAUAUUGUUGACCAUGAAUGCAUAGAGGAACACGAUUUUUACCUGUGAGGGCGAAUAAUUUCCAUACAUAUGUCACCAUUGGGCAAUUCAUAAUAACAGAUAUUGAUUCAUUCUAGGUCAAAACGUCCUAAUCUAUGGCAGGAUAUUCUUUUCUAGAACAUGCUGCCUCUUUUGUUCUUCUGUUUUUUCUACAUUAUUCACUAUAUUUCAUCCGUUCACACUAACUCACAGUUUUCUGGUCGUCACAGACUCGUGCUGGUUCUGUAAAGCUGUCGUUGCUCACCUUGUCCACACGGGGGCAUCCUUGUGCUGUUUCUGAGACGUAGCAGGUGGGGCUAAACCUGGAGGAACAAAGUGCAACGAAGGGGGCUUUUUGUGUCAAUAUGCCAAAGAUUUAAGGUUCAUAUUU
Messenger RNA from Fundulus heteroclitus (mummichog), 2578 nucleotides. RefSeq names its product TBC1 domain family member 10A. The record is from RefSeq and is a predicted model, not a curated record. The transcript has 9 exons. Lineage: Eukaryota; Metazoa; Chordata; Actinopteri; Cyprinodontiformes; Fundulidae. The coding region runs from base 495 to 1895 and encodes 466 amino acids.